UGUAAUUUUGAUGUACUUCUUGCUGUAUUCUCCUCUAUCCCGCCAUUACAUAAUUCACACAAACACACCAGAAGUCCACACUUUGCGCCGGCGCGCCCUGCGUCCUCCUACGUCUCUGCGUUUCAUGCUCUUGAGAGUACACAUACUCCAUUCCCUCCGAUGCCCAUCUCCUACUACCUCCGAUCUCUCUUCGCUUCUCAAAAACCCUAACAAAACCCCACUCUCUCUUAUAUCCACUUCUUCGCAGCGACAUACAAUGGCGUCCGGCCGUACGGUCACCGAUGUCCUCAUGGGCGCCUCCCGCGCCGCAGCAGCUAAGAAGAACCGCCAUUCUUCAUCAUCCGAGUCCCAGAACCCUUCUUCAACUCCCAAAAAACCCAGAACAGUUGAACCCUCAACUGUCUCGGACGAACCAAAGAAGUUGGAAGCCACCGAUUUUCUCCUCGAACUCAGGAAAAAGGGCGCCGAUUUUGACCCCAAAGCUGCCGCAUCAUGGAAAGACGGCGACCCGGUGCCGUUCAACUUCCUCGCUCGCGCACUAGAUCUUAUCUCGAACGAGUCGGGUAGGAUCGCGAUCACGGACAUCAUCUGCAACGUCUUCCGCACUGUUAUGGCCACCACUCCUGAUGACCUUCUCCCCACGGUUUAUCUGUCGGCUAAUAGGAUUGCUCCCCCGCAUGAGGGCAUCGAGCUGGGAAUAGGAGAUGCUUCACUUGUUAAGGCGCUCGCUGAAGCUUAUGGGAGGAAGGAAGAGCAUGUCAAUAAGCAGCUACAGGAAUUAGGUGACUUGGGCCUUGUUGCUAAAGCUAGUAGAUCAUCACAGAGAGUUUUAUAUAAGCCUCAGCGUUUGACUGUCGUCAAAGUUUUUGACACUUUUCGUGCCAUUGCAAAGGAGUCUGGAAAAGACAGUCAAGACAAGAAAAGAAAUUACAUUAAAGGUCUUCUUGUUGCUGCUACUGAUUGUGAGCCAUUAUACAUAAUUCGCCUUCUUCAGUCCAAAAUGAGAAUAGGUUUGGCAGAGAAAACAGUGCUUGUGGCUCUUGGGCAAGCAUCUCUGUAUUCAGAAGGACUUCAGGGUGCACCUGUGAAAAAUUUGUCUCAGUCAUUGGAAGAGGCCGCCAAAAUCAUGAAACAAGUAUAUUCUGUUCUUCCGGACUAUGGUAAAAUUGUUCCUGCUCUUCUUCAUGCUGGGAUACUGAAACUUUCAGAGGCAUGCGAUUUCUCUUUGGGUGUGCCAGUGGGGCCUAUGUUGGCUAAACCUACAAAAUCAGUCUCUGAGAUUCUAGAUAAGUUUCAAGGAACCGAAUUUACAUGUGAAUAUAAGUAUGAUGGUGAGCGUGCUCAGAUACAUUACAUGGAAGAUGGCACCAUAGAGAUAUACAGCCGUAAUGCUGAACGAAAUACUGGAAAGUACCCUGAUGUGGUCAGUUCUGUGUCAAGAUUUAAGAAGCCUGAAGUAAACUCCUUUGUGUUGGAUUGUGAAAUUGUUGCUUUUGAUGGUGAGAAGCAGAAGAUCUUACCUUUCCAGGUUUUGAGCACUCGUGCUCGCAAAGGUGUGAUCUUAAGUGACAUAAAAGUAGCUGUAUGCACAUUUGCUUUUGAUAUUCUCUACAUUAAUGGAAGGCCUCUCCUCCAUGAACAACUCAAAGUUCGCAAGGAGGAACUUUACAAAUGUUUUGUGGAGAUACCCGGAGAAUUUAGUUUUGCUACUGCAAUAACAUCUAAUGAUCUUGAAGAAAUACAGAAGUUUUUAGAAAAUGCUGUCAGCUCCAGUUGUGAAGGGUUGAUUAUCAAAACUUUGGACAAGGAUGCUACAUAUGCGCCUUCAAAACGAUCAAACAACUGGUUAAAAUUGAAAAAGGAUUAUAUGGACAGUGUAGGAGACACUUUAGAUCUGGUGCCCAUUGCAGCCUUCCAUGGCCGCGGAAAACGCACAGGUGUUUAUGGUUCUUUUCUUCUUGCUUGCUAUGAUGAACAAAAUGAUGAAUAUCAAAGCAUAUGUAACAUUGGUACUGGAUUUUCUGAAUUGCAGCUUGAAGAGAGGUCCAAAAGUCUUGGAAGUAAAGUUAUUUCAAAACCAAAACCAUACUACAGAGUAGCUGAUUCAAUGAAUCCUGAUGUCUGGUUCGAACCUGCAGAGGUUUGGGAAGUAAAGGCAGCGGAUUUGAGCAUUAGUCCUGUUCAUCGUGCCGCUUUUGGCAUUGUGGAUCCAAAUAAGGGUAUUUCUCUGCGAUUUCCUCGUCUACAACAUGUCCGAGAUGACAAAAACCCAGAACAAGCCACAACAUCUGAGCAGGUUGCUGAGAUGUAUCGUGCACAAAAGAUCAAUCAUAUGAAAAAUCAGGAGGAAGAGGAUGACGAAUGACAUGGUUUUCUACUUGCAAUCAAGUCUAUCAUUUCUUUUGAAGUUGGCAGUGUAGUUUUCCAGCUCUCUGAGGUGUAAUUUUGAUGUAUUUAUCAUGAUACUUUGGGGCAGUUUUUAAAACACCUGUGGACAGAAAAAAAAAAAAUGGCCUAUACCAUGUCAAAAUUAACUCUGCAGUGUUGUGAUUCAGAAAUAUUUAAGGUGAAUUUUCUUUUUCUUUUAUAUUUAUUAAAUGUUUGAUGUCACCAAGACAUUCAGCUGCUGAGGUAUUAGCCUUUGAAAGCUUUGUUGUAUUGUUAGUUGAAGGCAGCUCGGGUCUUUUUUUUUUUUUCUCCAAUUAUUUUUAAUUUAUAAAUGCUGUCAUAUUUCCUGUCUAGUAUUUAUUCCAAACAUAAUGUUAAAUUGU
Phalaenopsis equestris is the source of this 2771-nucleotide messenger RNA. Its product is annotated as DNA ligase 1. NCBI's taxonomy places the organism in Eukaryota, Viridiplantae, Streptophyta, Magnoliopsida, Asparagales, Orchidaceae. The transcript has 18 exons. Gene Ontology annotation, biological process: DNA biosynthetic process; lagging strand elongation; DNA recombination. Bases 11 to 2365 code for a protein of 784 amino acids. Gene Ontology annotation, cellular component: mitochondrion; nucleus. Gene Ontology annotation, molecular function: DNA binding; ATP binding; DNA ligase (ATP) activity. The record is from RefSeq and is a predicted model, not a curated record.